AUGGCUAUUUUGGGUAUUUUUGGAAAUGUUUGGGCAAGUCCCUUGUAUCUGAAAGUUACCUUGGGCAUUGCUAUACCGAUGCUCACCCUCUUAGCUAUAUACUUCAUCAUCGUCCCAAACUCCAUCAAGGACCCACGACGCCGUCAUCUCCCUCCAGGACCCAAAGGCCUCCCCUUUAUUGGAUCCCUCCUCGAUCUCGCUGACAACGAUGCUAUACGCUACACAGUCAACGCAUGGCGCGCGCAGUAUGGUGAUAUCUUUUACACGAAAAUUGGAGGCACAGACUACAUAUGGCUGUCAUCACCCAAAGUAGUCAAAGACCUCAUGGACCGAAAAUCGGGUAUCUACUCCUCGCGCCCUCCCUCUCCACUAGCCCAGGACGUUGCAUCUGCAGGGCGCCGUCAACUCUUCAUGCCCUACGGCCCACGAUGGCGCAGUGUUCGCAAGCACAGCCACGCCCUACUCAACCUAUCCACCAGCACAAACUACCAGGUGAUACAGGACUUUGAAAGCAAAGUCCUACUUAAAGAGCUACUGCAAGACCCCAACGAUUUCAUGGAUAUCAACCGUCGCUACUCCGCCAGCGUCAUCAUGCGUGUAACAUACGGAUAUCGAAUCCCCAGCUGGGACGAUCCCCUCAUCAAGCGCAUCUACAGCGUACUCGAACGAUUCACCGAGAUGACUUCGCCCGGUGCAUGGGCUAUCGAGUCUUUCCCAUCCCUAACAUGGGUCCCGCAGGCACUCAUGGGAAACUGGCGAUCCUACGGCCAGCGCGUCUUCGAACAAGAUAGCGCUGUAUACGUUGACCUCUGGAACAAACUCAAACAAGAGACCGAUGCCGGCAUAGCCAAAGACUGCUUCACAAAGACUUUCUAUCUCAACGAUCCGGCCAAAGCGGGUAUCGAUGAUCUCGCUGCUGCGUAUACCUGCGGCGGCCUGAUCGAAGCAGGCUCCGAAACCACCGGAACGACGCUAAAUAACUUUAUGCUUUCUAUGGUUUUGUUUCCCGAGGUGCAGAAACGGGCGCAGGAGGAGUUGGAUCGCGUGGUUGGCAGUGAGAGGCUGCCGCAGUGGGAAGACGAAGCAAAUCUGCCGUAUGUGCGGAGUGUGAUCAAGGAGGUACUGAGGUGGAGGCCUGUGAAUAAGUUUGGGAUGCCACAUGCAACUAGUGAGGAUGAUUGGUAUGAGGGCAUGUUUAUCCCAAAGGGAAGUGUUGUUGUGUUGAAUUGGUGGGCUAUACACUACAAUCCCGAUAUAUGGUCUAACCCGACCGCUUUCGAUCCUUCGCGCUACCUCAAUCACACCGCGUCCGCAGCAUAUUACAUGAACACCGCCGACCCCUCUGAACGCGAUCACUUCUCAUAUGGUGCAGGUAGACGCGCAUGCCCUGGCGUUCACGUUGCUGAGCGCUCUCUCUUCAUCAACGUAUCCCGCGUCCUCUGGGGUUUCAAUCUAUCGAGGAAAAAAGGCAAAGACGGCAGUGAGGUUCCAGUCAAUGCGAAUAUGGAGCCAGGUUUCUUCAGCGUGCCCCAGCACUUCGAAUGCGAUAUCCGGCCCCGAAGCGAGAAGCAUGCUAGUAUGAUACGGGAGGAAAGUCGGAUGGCGGAAGAGAAAGGAUUGGGUAUUUAA
Bipolaris maydis ATCC 48331 is the source of this 1629-nucleotide messenger RNA. RefSeq names its product cytochrome P450. The record is from RefSeq and is a predicted model, not a curated record. Lineage: Eukaryota; Fungi; Ascomycota; Dothideomycetes; Pleosporales; Pleosporaceae. Gene Ontology annotation, molecular function: monooxygenase activity; heme binding; iron ion binding.